Molecule: messenger RNA, 528 nt
Organism: Symbiodinium pilosum
Lineage: Eukaryota; Dinophyceae; Suessiales; Symbiodiniaceae
Source: the annotation of a GenBank genome assembly
AUGGGCACGUGCAAGAAGAUGCCCUUCCUCGUGCGAGUGCUGGACCAAGGUCGCAACAUUGCCCUCUGGGCGUACGAGAAAGUGCAGGAGGCGCAUCCCAUGGUGCGGCUCGUGUCACAAGCGGUCGUUCGCGGCUUUGGAGCCGUGGCUGGAAACACAUGGCAGGCCGAUCCUGUCGAAGUGGCGGUGGUUGUUCCCCCUGCCGACGCUACAGUUCUGCCAUUGCCAAGCAUGGAGGACCCUUCCACGCUUGAACUCGAAUUCACAUAUGGGCUGGGUGGAGAGCGGCCUUUGGGGCGGGUUCCAGCACGAGCUGGCAUGGCAGUCAGCUUUGUCUGCCUUGACGACGAGAUCCACAUUGACAACAUUGACAAGAUGGACAACGACGGUACACUUGUCACAGCAGCCCCUGCCGACCUGGUGGGCAGUUCAAGCGCGGCUUGGCUUAUGAUUUUUCAGUGUGGGUUACGACCUUCGCCGCCGACCACCACCCCAACCAUCUCCCCAGCACAAAAUCUUAGCGGCUAG